CCCAUUCCUUCGAGUCUACAGACUCGUCAAGCAGAGAAAUAAACAGAAUCGAGCGCUGAGGAGAGAGGACGGUCCUCCCUCCCCUCCACCCCCUCCUCCCCCCCUCUCUCUCUCUCUCUCUCUCGCUAUCUGCCCAUCUUCAUCCAGCCUGUUCUUUUCAUGGAGAGGAAUUAUCCCACAGCAGGAUUUGGAGACCUGGGCACUGGGACGGGAUGGAGUUACGACAGAUCGAAAGCAAGCCUCAUAUAUGGGAGCUCCAGGUCAUCCCAUCCAGAUUCAGAACUUCUCCGCCGUCAAGCCUAUGGCCCCCCUCAUCCCCUCCAAGGCUAUGCAACUAACCACCACCCCAGGCAGGGUGGGGCCUGGGGUCCUCCCACACGGACACUUGGUCUUUCUGGGCUGUUUGACACCAGCCUGCACCAUGCCAGCACCUCCGGCCCUGACCCUGCUGUCAUGAAUCUGAUUUCAGCCCUAGAGUCCCGGGAUCAACAGCCUACACCCUCAGCUUCAUCUCUCCUCUCUCAAUUUCGGACACCAUCUUGGCAGCCCACCAUGCAUACACCAGCCCCUGCAGAGCUCUUUAUUUCUGGGGCCAUCUCAAGUUCCGGAUCCUUUUCAUCCUCUUCACCCAUUUCUGCGUAUCAGCAUCCUGGCUCUUUUCCUGGACGAUCAUUGACUCCAUCUCUGUCCUUGCAGGAUACCCCUACAUAUAGCCCAACUUCCAAUGGUUUGUUAUCCCCCCAUGAUGCUCUCUUGCACAUAAAAACACCCUCCCAGUCUAACUUGGGCUUUGAUCGCUUGCUUUCUUCUCAAAGUGUCACAUUUAGGGGAUCACAGAAGCCCCCGGGUUCUCAGAACCAAGCCCCUUCUGACUCCUCUAAUUGCCACUUGCCUUCUCCCCAGUUCAGUCUGUUAUCUUCCCAACUUCACAGCCGGUCCUCUGAGUUAUAUAAUUCAUCCAUGUUCUCUUCUGGUCCACCCCUGCUGGGUACAGCAGUCCCCCAGCCACAACCUUCUCCGGAGAGGGCAAUUUCUCGACAAGACAGUGUAAUCAAACAUUACCAACGAUCACCCUCAGCUCACUCUACAUCCCUACAGCAAUAUGCCAGCUGUGGUGGGUCAUCUAGGUACCAACAGUUAGUCAGCCAGCAUCAGCAUACUGGAAUGCCCUGUAGUCCCCUGGAUGAGCAAAGUUCAUCCUCUGAUCCCAAACCUCCACUGCAGAUGGAAACUCAAACAUAUCAACCAAAUAUUCAAACUUCCUACACAACCUCAUCAACCAGUUCCUCUGUAUCCUCUUCAUCUGCCACAAAGGGACCUAAUGGUUCCAGUUCCAACAGUGGCUAUUCCUCCUCAGGCUCUUUGUCUUCUUCUUCCCAUACUCCUCACACUCCACCAUUAGCGUCCUCUUCAUCCACCUCUAAUUCCAAGACAAAUAGUAAUUCUUUGUCUGCUCCUCCUUGCCAGCAGUCUGGUCCUCGGCUAGCCCCAGCACCCCCUCCACUGCCAGUGGUGUCGUCUACCCUUGUUCAACAACCUGCUGUCAAACAAUGCCUACCUAGCUAUAGCUCUCAAUCUCUGGUGAAAUCUAGCACAAUCAUGCCAAACCAAUCUCCCCCCAAGUCCCAUUCUCAGACCUACUCCCCCACCCAUGGUCCAUCUGCACACAUGGCCGGGACUCUUGGAGGAUUCAGCUCACCUCAUCUGCAGGAUUUAAGUUCUGGUGGAGGGGUUACAGAGGGAAAGACUUUUGCCAGUAUAGGCUCAAGAGGACGCUCAUUCUCUGCAGAAAUAGUCUUUGGUGACUCCAGUUAUUGCUCUGGUUCUCUCAGAAGGGCAAACAGCCCUUCUUUGGAUUAUGGAAAUGAAUCAACAAGGAUGGGACCUCUAUCAGGACUAACAACACAAAGGGGUGGAAUUGGAUCUAUAGGUUCAGGAAGUGCUAUCCCUGCUGUUGGGAAUGAAAGCAACAAUUCCUACCAUUUGCAUGAGUCAGCUACAUCACCUGCUAUCAUUUCUACUCUCAGUCACUCUGCAUUGCAGUCACCUGCAGCUGGUCGUCCUGCACAGUCCCCUGGAAGCUCAGGGGGAACUAAAUGCUUGUCUUCCAUCCUGUCGCCUACUUUCAUGUCCUCACCUCAAAAUUUCCCAGAUACACAUCAAAUUCAAAGCGACUCCUAUCACUCUAUAACAACCAAACCAAAAACUGAUGCAAAAUUACUGCCGGCUGAUGGAUCCCGAGUUGAAGCAGAGGAAGCUGAUGAUUUUCUAAUCCAACACUUAUUACACACACAAAGAUCAGCACCUCACCCUUCCCAACAUCAUUCACAUUCUCAGCAACUAUCCCAAUGUAUAACACAGGUCAGGGAUGGUGAAAGCAAGAUCACCUUUGAUAACAACAAGCUCUCAAAUGAGUGCUUCCAUCCUCAGAGUGUCAUUCGCACCAAUAACACUGUCAGCUACCCUGGUCCUGAAUCAACAAUUAGCGAAACAGCAAAUGGUCUAAAUAGACCGUUAGAAUCAACUCAGAAAAAACAACUGCCGAAGUCAGAGUUGAUUGUAUCAAAGUCUCCCACCAGAGAAGCACAAGGAGUUUCAGAAUCUCUUUCUUGCUCCAUUACUAUUCAGACUGAUCAACAGCAUCCUGAGUCUUUAGGGUCUGUAGUACAGUAUGGAAGAGGGGAUCCCUAUUCCCAACACCCACACCACCAACACUCUUAUCACACCACACAUGUAUCCCCAUAUUCUCAGCAACACACUCAACACUCCCAGCAAAGCACCCAGCUUUCCCGGCAUAAUCAACUUACGCAGCACUCUCAACAUUCUCAGCACAGCCAGGCCAAUUCCCACUCUCAGAGCAAUUCUCACAUGGACCUAAAGAAACCUUCAAAUACAUAUAAUACUCCAGAUUUGCUGCAGCCUCGCCAAAGCCAGGCCCCCCAUUCUUUGGCAGAUUCAUCACCGGACCCUUCACAGUCAACACAUAUGAUGCAGUCGGUACUUUCUCAUACUCCCUGUACUAAGAUGGACCUUCAGCAUGUACUCACACAGCAACAACAACAGCAGCAGCAGCAGCAGCAGCAGCAGCAACAGCAGCAGCAGCAGCAGCAGCAACCACAUCACCCUUUGAGUCAGAAGAGUAUGAUGGGUGUAAAUGCAGGAGUGAGGUCUGCUGGGGUAGAGCCCAAUUCACAAAACCUUUCUCCCCAGUUGCCACUUCCACUGCAGAACCAAUGUAUGGAUACCCACUACAGUCUUGCUGCUCAAUCAAGAGAUCAGCUUCAAACAAGUCAAAACUCAAAGCCUUCUCUGGACAUGCUUGAUGAAUCUCUUUCCCAGGCCAGUACCAUUGACACUAGUAAACCACCUGACAGAACUGGUCUUGGUGUGACUGUUCCAGUAGGGGAGGGAGGUGGUGGAGACAGGUAUAGACACCAGCACAGACCUCUGCCUCAGCAUAAUUCUCAACAAAAGCACUCAGAUCUCCAUAACCUUCUUGAUGAACCAGAGUUAGGUGCAUCCACACUUUCACACCUUCACCACCUCGACCCACCCCCUGUCCACGCCCGAUCUCAUAGCCUCCAAGGGCAACAAGCACACACUCACCAGCAGCUAUCACAUGAACAGUUAGGUCAUGCACCACCUCGCAGGAUUUCAGGAAACAUGGCUUCUCCUCACAAUCUGCAGCAAACUCAACAAAGAGAGCAAAAAACACAACUCCCACAUUCCCAGUUUGACCAACUCAAACGACACCAGUUUGGCACAAUUAGCCCAGCAAAUAAAUUUGGACUGAAUCAAAUUCAGCAACAGCAACGGUUUCCGCCUGUAACAUCCAUCUGCUUUUCAGACUCUCUUUUACAAGACGAGGAUCGUUCAUUCUUUCCUGAGAUGGAGGACAUGUUUUGUUCAACUGAAUAUAAGUCAAACUGUGCUGGUGAUUCUGGGACAGGUCGGGCUGUUCAAGAAUGCCUUAGUAAGAGGCAUGGGCAAUCACAGGAGGAUAUAGAAGCCCUGAAAGUGGGGCAUGCUGGUGAGGGAUACGAUGUAGGUAAUCCUCACACUGAUCAAGGUUAUGGACAGUACUGCCACAACCUCCCAGGAACAGGUAAUGGCAAUCUGCACUUAGAUCUUGACUCCCUGAAGACCCACGAGCUUCCUUCUACUGUAAAUACUGACCAGCUUGGCCUCAUCCAGUCUCAGACUCCCUCUAUGGCACUGGGUUCAGAAGCCCAAGUGGAUGGAUCAGUUAACAAAAUGAUGGGAGCCAUGGGUGGAAGUUCCAGCAACACCGGUCUUACCUCACCCAUCUUUUGUUCUUCUAGACCCAAAAAACUGCUGAAGACCAGCUCCUUUCACUUGCUCAAACAGCGACGUGAGCCACUACCCCAAACAAAGAAAAACUAUCCACAAGAGUAUGAAUUUGAAGAUGAUGAAGAUAAAGCUGAUGUUCCAGCGGAUAUUCGUCUCAACAGCCGACGACUUCCAGACCUGUUGCCAGACUUGGUAUCAAGUUGUAGGAGGGCUACCGGUGCUACUGGGCUCAGUCCCAUGAUGAGUGAUGUAGACUUCUGUCAUCCAUCUAGCUACACUCCUCUUGGGCACCAUUCCCAAAUUUUACCUCUUGAUGCUCCUAAGAAAAGAGGCAGGAAACCAACUAAGCCAAAACGUGAAGGCCCUCCUCGCCCACGAGGUAGACCACGUAUACGUCCUCUUCCAGAGCCUCCACACUGCAGGGGAUUGAUGAGCUCGGCUGCUGGAGAAACAAGGAGAGGACGUGGCAGGGGGAGGGGACGUGGCAGACGAGAUGAUGGAUUUAUGGAAAUUCACAGAGACAUUAACAAAGCACACAGCCUUCCAUAUCAUCAUCAGCACCAAAAGCAACUGUAUAGCCAACAGCAGCAUGUCCAGCAACACCCACAAGAACAUUAUAGCCAACAGACAGAUCUUCAUCAAGCUUCACAUGAACAUAUGCAGCAUCACCUCCAUCAUCAGCAGCAGCAAGUUUCCUUUUCCCACCAUCAACUGCACCAUUCGCAGCUAUAUCAACAGGAGCAUCAGCAAGCACACCAACAAGACUUGGCCAGACCAAUCAAGAUGUGAACAUUUUAGUCUGACUAGCUAUUAGCCUUCCAACACUUGGAGAAUUUCUUGACUUUUCAACAAACUCAGCGAAAUGAGAUCUGUCUACUACAGGUAAAGAAAAAUUUCCCUUUGAGUUUCAGCCUUUUCUUCUCACUCAAAAACAUGUUAGAGAUGCACAGUAUUAGAAAAACAGGCAAUAUUGAUUGUUGAAGCUCGCAAUGAUGAAAUCAGUUACAGUUAAGCCAAAAGGUUUCUAUCAUCACCAUUUCCACACCACAUACCUUGAGAUUAAGCAUAGCCAUCACAAUCAUCCCUUGAAGUUGUGAAAAGCAAUGACAUAUAAAGUCUAUUAUUACUGCCACAAAGUGCAGUAAUGCAUGGCACUUGAAACAUGUUCAUCCAUAAAUUAUUCAAGACAAGCAAUUACCAUAUUAAAAAAUAAACAUUGAUGCUGUAAUGAUUAUUGUGAUCCGAUAUAUUGUGCAGCUCCAGAAGUAUCCGUUUAUUUUCAUUUUCUUAAAUCUCUUUUUAUGAAGUUUUCACAUGUGCAGUAAGUUAACAAAAUAACUGUCUUGAAAAUAUACAAUUAAAUACAUCCUAACAUAGGAAGCAGAAAAGCAGAGAACAAAAAAAAAA
Fundulus heteroclitus (mummichog) is the source of this 5718-nucleotide messenger RNA. Its product is annotated as proline-rich protein 12-like. The record is from RefSeq and is a predicted model, not a curated record. The transcript has 5 exons. Lineage: Eukaryota; Metazoa; Chordata; Actinopteri; Cyprinodontiformes; Fundulidae. The coding region runs from base 160 to 5100 and encodes 1646 amino acids.